Molecule: messenger RNA, 1083 nt
Organism: Cotesia glomerata
Lineage: Eukaryota; Metazoa; Arthropoda; Insecta; Hymenoptera; Braconidae
Product: pyrimidodiazepine synthase-like
Exons: 5
Coding region: 250-975 (241 amino acids)
Biological process (GO): glutathione metabolic process
Cellular component (GO): cytoplasm
Molecular function (GO): glutathione dehydrogenase (ascorbate) activity; glutathione transferase activity
Source: RefSeq, a predicted model, not a curated record
AAGAAAAAUAUAUUAAGUAAACAAUUAUCUGUUUUAUUUAAAAAAAAUUUUCUUGAUGUUUAAAAAUCGCGCUAUCAAUAAUUAGAGCGCAGCACAUGCCUGUUGUCAUCAAAUAAAAAUAAUAAUAAAAAACGAAUUAAAUUAAUUCUAAACAUCGCUCUGACAUCUUAAAAUUUUUAUAACAUUUUUGUCAACACGUCAACGUUGGUAUCAACAACAAAAGUCGUAAUUCAUAAAAAUAUCUAAAAAAUGAGUGUAAAACAUCUGAGUACCGGUUCUGUUCCACCGCCGGUAGUUCCAGGAAAACUACGUCUUUACAGCAUGAGAUUUUGUCCUUAUGCUCAACGUGUGCAUCUCGUUCUUGAUACUAAAAAAAUUCCAUAUGACGUCGUUUAUGUAAAUUUGACUGACAAACCCGAGUGGCUGAUUGAAAAAAGUCCCCUUGGCAAAGUUCCUUGCAUUGAGUUUGAAGAUGGUCAAGUUUUGUACGAAAGUCUUAUAAUCGCUGAUUAUUUGAAUGAAGCUCAUCCAGAGCCUAAUUUAUAUCCCAGCGAUCCGAGAGCUAAAGCUAAGGAUAAAAUUCUAAUUGAACGCUUCAAUGGAUUAAUUUCAUUAAUGUACAAGUUCUACCUGUCUCCUAGUGUCGAUCGCGACAUGUUUGAAGAAGCAUUGAAGGUACUGGAAUUUUUUGACAGAGAACUAGUUUCUCGAGCAAGUCCUUUUUUCGGCGGAGUGAAACCCGGCAUGGUUGAUCUUAUGAUUUGGCCUUGGUUCGAAAGAGCUGAUAUUAUUCGUAUCAUGAGAGGAGAAAAUUACGUUAUUCCUCGUGAGCGCGUUCCUCGUAUUAUGGAAUGGAAAGCUGCUAUGAAGGAAGAUCCAGGCGUUAAAGUCAGCUGUCUGGAACCUGAAGUUCAUGCUAAGUAUAUGAAGAGUCGUGGUGCUGGUACACCGCAAUACGAUUUGCUCGUUCAAUAAGUCAUAAUUGCAACUAAUUCUUCCUGAUACUCUUCCUUUUUAUAUAAUUUCUUAUCAAUAUUUUUUUAUUAACAAUAGCAUAGAAAUAAAUUUUUUAUGAUACAUUUU